This is a messenger RNA of Rattus norvegicus (Norway rat), 9203 nucleotides long. RefSeq names its product solute carrier family 30, member 10 (gene Slc30a10). NCBI's taxonomy places the organism in Eukaryota, Metazoa, Chordata, Mammalia, Rodentia, Muridae. Gene Ontology annotation, molecular function: metal cation:monoatomic cation antiporter activity; manganese ion transmembrane transporter activity; calcium:manganese antiporter activity. Gene Ontology annotation, cellular component: early endosome; plasma membrane; lysosomal membrane. The record is from RefSeq and is a predicted model, not a curated record. Gene Ontology annotation, biological process: intracellular manganese ion homeostasis; manganese ion transport; cellular response to angiotensin.
GCCGGUGGCCACCAGCCAAAUCAGGCUUGGGCGGCGAGGGAGGAGGGGCAGGGGCCCCGGGAGGUGCCCUUUGCGACUCUGGGGCCACUCCUGCAGACUCUGGUCCCGCGAGCGCGAGCUAGUGGCAUAAAAGGCCCGGGAGGGUAAGGGCGGGCCUGCCGCCGGAGGUGGGCUCCAGACCCCCGCAACCUGUUGCGGGGCUCAGCGGGCUGUAAAGAUGGGCCGUUAUUCGGGCAAGACCUGUCGGCUGCUGUUCAUGCUGGUGCUCACCGCGGCCUUCUUCGUGGCCGAACUGGUGUCGGGUUACCUGGGCAACUCCAUCGCGCUGCUCUCGGACUCGUUCAACAUGCUGUCUGAUCUGAUCUCGCUGUGCGUGGGCCUGGGCUCCGGCUACAUCGCGCGACGCGGUCCCCGCGGCUCCAGCGCCACCUACGGCUAUGUGCGGGCGGAGGUGGUGGGCGCGCUCAGCAACGCAGUCUUCCUCACCGCGCUCUGCUUUACCAUCUUCGUGGAGGCCGUGUUGCGGCUCGCGCGGCCCGAGCGCAUCGACGACCCGGAGCUGGUACUCAUCGUGGGCGCCCUGGGGCUGGCAGUCAACGUGGUGGGGCUGCUCAUCUUCCAGGACUGCGGCGCCUGCUUCUCCCGCUGCACGCGGGGUCACCGGACCCGCCCUUCGCAGCCGCCGCGCCAGGGGGACACUGGUGGCGCUUUGGGGUGUCCCCGGGAGGCUGCGACAGCCACAGACCCCGGCUCAGACUCAGCAGUGACUCUCCGGGGGGCCUCGGCCGGAAGAAAGCAGCAGGAGGGCGCGACGGUGUUCUCGAAUGUAGCAGGUGAUUCCCUGAACACCCAGAAUGAACCAGAAGAGACAACAAAAAAGGAGAAGAAGUCUGAAGCACUGAAUAUCAGAGGUGUUCUUUUGCAUGUGAUGGGAGAUGCCCUGGGGUCCGUGAUUGUGGUUGUCACAGCCAUCAUAUUCUAUGUUCGUCCCCUGAGACAUGAAGACCCGUGUAACUGGCAAUGCUACAUUGACCCCAGUUUGACUGUUGUCAUGGUCAUCAUUAUCUUAUCAUCAGCCUUUCCACUCAUCAAGGAGACUGCUGUCAUCCUGCUGCAGAUGGUUCCCAAGGGAGUCAACAUGGAGGAGCUGACCACGAUCUUCAGGCGGCCUCCCUCUAUCACAUCCGACCCUUAUUAUUUUGGAUGGAAUCCAAACCCUCUUCUCCAAACAUGACAUGCCUUUUGUCCAGCAGUUUGAAGCUAUUAGCUGAGGAUUGAACCCAGAACCUUCUGCAUCUGAGGGAAGAAGUCUACCAUAGAAUUCUGCCUCUAGCCUCCUCCCUUCCCUUCCUAGGGAUCCAGUGGUCUGUACAGAGAAUGUCUUGGUCCUUUUCUCCAUGACUAUUUUGAGUUUCUCUGCCCCAUGGUCUCUGUUUAUUCAGCUGCAGCUUGAGGCAAGCAUUCAGUUCUAUUCUUACAACUUGAUUCCCUGUAGCUUCUCUGUUUGUUUCUCCUUCAUCCUUUGCAUGAGGAGUUUUACAGUCUGUUCUGAAGAUCACUAGUGUCCUUUUAAUUUUUUUUUCUAAAAACAGGUUUUUGAUGUUUCCCAGGCUGGACUUGGACUUAAGGUCCUCUUGUCUCAGCUGUCUGAGUAAUGGAGUUAUAAGCCUGAUGCACUCAGGUUUUCUUAAGGGUCUCACUUGCCUCCUGACAGAAAUGUUGGCACAUGGCAGGGAGGGGAAGGUACUGGAGAGUGGGCUCAGUGCAUAGAAGCCCUUGCUGUUCUUGCGGAAAGCCUGAGUUUAGUUCCUAGUACCCACAUGGUGGUUCACAAACACCUGUAACCCCAGAUCCCGGGAAUCUGAAUCCAUCUUCUGGCCUCCCUGGAUACUGGCAUACACGAGGUGUGCAUAUAUACAGGCAUACACGAGGUGUGCAUAUAUACAUGCAAACACUCAUAUACAUAAAACAUGGGGAUAUCACUCAGUAAGGUGCCAGCCGCAUAAAAAAUGAGCAUGUGGGUUGUAGCCCAAGAGCUAACCUAAGAAAGUCUGUAAUCCCAACCCUGGGGAGACAGAGACAGGAGCAUGUCUAGGCCUUGCUGCCUACCCUUCUGAGUUAACAGCCUGAGAUUCAGUGAGAGACCUUGUCUCAAAAAAUGAGGUGGUUCUGGGUGUGGGGACACACCCCAUUAGUCCCAGCACUUGGGAGGCAGAAGCAGGAGGAUCUCUGAGUUUCAAGCCACCCUGGUCUACUUAGUUCCAGGCUAACCAGGACUUCAUAGUUAGAACCCAUCUUUUAAAAAAGGAAUUGAAUGAAGGAGAGUAAUGGACUCUGAAGGCUGACCUCUGACCUCUACAUGGAUGUGUAUGCAUGCCUACACACACAUGUUUCUACACACAGCCACCUAUACAUACGAGUGCACACUCUUGGAUUUUAUUUCUGGUCUCUCAUAGCCAUAGCUGUGAAAGAUCUGCAUCAGAGAAAGGUUUCUUUUCCCUGUUCUCCACUGACCAACACAUGACCAGCCUGUUAGCGCUGGCCUCCCUCCUUCGGUUGAGGGCUGUCUCAGCUAGGAUGGACUUAAUUUUGCCUGAGUGUAGUCGGGUUAAGAGAAGAAAGGUGGUUGUAUUUUUUUUUCUUUUUUUUCGGGGCUGGGGAUCGAACCCAGGACCUUGCGCUUCCUAGGCAAGCGCUCUACCACUGAGCCAAAUCCCCAACCCCAGUGGUUGUAUUUUUAUUAACCAAGCAGGAAGUGGGGUAGAGAAACGGGUCCACAGGAUUGUUUACAUUCCUCUGAUGGAGCAAUUGGCUUGUUCACUUCAUGAGCUGUCAUAAAAAAAAAGUUCUUCCCCUGCAAGAUGUGGUGGAUGGGUGGAGACAACUGAGAUUCGAAAUGAGAAAAGCCUGUAUGGCAGCGUUCUAGUCAAAUAUUUCCAGAUUUUAUAACUUUGAACCCAUUAUCCCACAAGAAACAACACAAAUGUCUGUGGACUGUUUACCCAAGUGAUUGCGGUGAGGUCUGUAGAGAUACGGCCAUUUUACUCUCCACAGAUUAUUAAAUGGCCAAGGCUGACACAGAGGCAAUUGCCCUUUAAAGAAAAGUAUUGAUUUACUAGGGAUUUUGGAGACAGCCACGUACUUUGGUGUACUAAGUGGAGAUGAGAUUUCGUUCAUCUUGACCGAAGGGGUUUUUUAUAGCCUUGUUCGUGAGUGUGCUGCCAGACUGAAGAGGUCCUACCUUGUUUCCCUUCAUUUUUUUGGCACUGUGGGGAAGAGCAGAGCUGAGGACAGAGCUGGCUCCUCAUGCUCCACUCUGUGCUCCCAUGUGACCUCGGGUCUCGUGAACACACUCAGGACUCAAGUUUCUUAUCAAUAAGUAAGUAUGAUUAGAACCUCCUGCCUGCCCUACACGUUAGGGUGGGUUGUCAUGUAAGGUGAUGGUUUGAGAACUGAGAAUGUCAGUAUCCCCGCUGCCCACACCUGCUAAGCGGACACCAGGGUCCUUCCGAGGUCUCUUAGCUUCUCUGCAAAGCUUAACUCCCAAAUGCUGCAGGAGCCGCUUCUGGAGGCAGCAGAAGCCUCCUUGGUUACCGAAGGACAAUGCCUUCGCUCAAAUCAUUUGAUUGAUUUGGCAAACACAGAAUGAACCUGUGGCAGGCCCAUAGAAAGAGCGGUGUGAAGAACAGAGGAGUCGUCUGCAAUGAUAUGUGCUAUCUCCUCAGGUCUACCAUGAUAUCGACUACUUCCUCAGGUCUUUCCAGUAUAGCAACAGUUUGACCGCUGGGUGCUCCCCAAUAUUCAGUGGAUUUUUAGCGCUCUCCCCCACCCCGUGUGUGUGUGUGUGUGUGUGUGUGUGUGUGAGAGAGAGAGAGAGAGAGAAAGAGAGAGAGAGAGAGAGAGAGAGAGAGAGAGAGAGAGAGAGGAGAGAGAGAUAUUUCUGCAGAAAGAAACUGGAGUUUGCAUUUGAUUCAGAAAGGAAGUGUACCUGAAAAAACAAAGGCCAACCUCUUGAGAGCCGAACUGGGUCCGAGAACAUGCACCACUAUGAGCAAAUGGUAGAGCAAAUGGUAGAGCAAAUGGUGCAUAAAUUAUUAUGCAGUGGACUUAGUAAAGAAACAUCUUCCUCUCUGUGUGUGUGCACACCCAUGUGUGUGCUCUCACACAUACACUCAAGCCAUGAGAAACCGGAUAUCUGUGCCCCGCCAACCAAGGGAGCUUUAGAAAAGGUCUUAGUCCUAAAUCCAAAUUCAACUGUUGACUCUAUUAAUAUUAGUUUAAUUCUGCUACAUUUAGGUUUCCUGAACACAACGGGGAGACUGAAUGAGGUUAGAGAGCAGAUGUGGGGCUGGAAUGAGGAAAGGAAUGCCCGAGAGUAGGAAAUCAAAGAUUAAGAUCACAAAGGUGAAAGGGUUCUUGGUGAUAGGUGGGGUCAUGGAGUGAAAGGGUUCUUGGUGAUACAUAGGGUCAUAGGGUGAAAGGGUUCUUGGUGAUAGGUGGGUGGGUACAGUGGAAUGGAGGAGAAGGUCAUUGGAACCCAGGAACUAGAGCAUGGGCUAAGGGACAGCCACGCACUUGGACAGUGGAAUAGAUUAAGAUUAUGACAAAGCUAAAAGACAAUGAGGGUCACCGAGAUGGCUCAGUGGAUAGACCCCUUCUGAGCCCGAAGCCUGAAUACUUGAGUUCAGUCUCUAGAACUCACAAUGGUGGAAGGAAAGACUUAAACGACUUCUACAGGUUGUCCUCCAAUCUCCUUGAGCAUGCCUCAGCGCAACGGCUUACUCCCUCCCAUAAAUAAAGGAAUACAAAAGUUAAAAAAGCAUGGCAAACAUGUCCAGCAUCUCUUAAAAAGUUAUAGGGAAGAGAAACGAGCAGGAGACCAGUGUUGACGGGAACAGGGGCUAUUAAGAGACCCCCCACUGCUUGCUGCAUCUGUUUCAAAGUUCCCAUAGUCACCUUCUUGAAGCCUUGACCACGCUAGUUAGAAUCCUUUGAAUGGUUCCUCCUGUCUGCAGGAGAAGUUCCAGGUUCAAGGUUAUAAUUCAUGCCAAUCCUCUGUACCUUCUCUUUCCACACUAAGUUCCUAGCACAGUUCUCUUCCAUCUCUUGUGUCAGUUGGAAGAGGACCACUGCUCUUCCCUUCCUAUGAACCCCACUUCCAAGCCUGCUUGGGGAUGUCUACUCACCACGUCUCUGUGGCUGUGCUGGCCUGCUUCCUUUCACCUAAAUGCUGCAGCCUUGAAUGAAGUUGGUGAGAUUUCCUGGCUGAGAUGUGCUUUCUUUAGGAAUCUUCGUAGGUGCGCGCGUGCGUAGACCCGUGUGCGUGCCCGUGUGUGGUUACUUUGCUUUAACUGCUGGUUGGGUGUUAGACUCACUUGGGAGGGUCUCAGAGCCAGGCUUCCACUCUGAAGUUUGCUUUUCAGCUGCUCUUAGCUUGAGUCUUUCUCUGCUUCUUUUGGAUGCUUAUCAUAACACCAAUAAUUCAGACAUUUUGUUUAGAUUUAUUUAUCUAUUUGUGUGUGUGUGUGUGUGUGUCUGUGUGUCUGUGUGUGUGCCUGAGUCUAUGUCUGUGUACCACAAGUAUGCAGAAGCCUGUAGAGGCUAGAAGAGGGAGCCCAAUCUCUUGGAACUGGAGUUACAGGUGUUUGUGAGCUGCUAUGGGGGUGCUGUGGAGCUGAACCCUGGUCCUCUAAAACAUCAGUUAUGCUCUUAACCCUUGAGCCAUCUCUCUAGCCCCAGUUUUGAUAAUUAAUAACUAUCCCUGUUCCAAGAGCACUAUGGAAAUGUCACGGGUCACUGCUUAUGAAGUUGAUACUAUUGUUACUUGCUCCCCCAAUGUUGGUUGAGAAAACCAAGGCCAGACUAAUGAACUUCGUUCACAAAAUGUGUGUGUGUGUGUGUGUGUGUGUGUGUGUGUGUGUGUGUGUGUUUUAGAAAAAGUGGGAAACAAAUGGAGGUGCUCAGACAACUAUUAAGUAACUGAACUGGUCAGCCCUUUGACAACAUACAUACACAAAUCGUAUAUAUUUAAGGACUUGAGGUUUUUUUCUCCCUUAAACAAAUGUUCUCUCUGUUUUCCAAGAAUGUAAAAUACUUUGACUUUUCCUUUGUUGCCAGUUUUAUGGUCAGAUGAAAUUUGACAUGGGACAAGUCAACAACAACAAAAGCCCUGUGGUUUGGUGUAACACUUUAUUCAAUGUUUGAACUUGUGUCGAAUGUUGUUCUUAUGACCUCGUGAAAGGAAGCCUUUGUUUGUUUCCAAGAAUCGUGUCUAUGAAUUUUAUAUUUGGGGUUAAAGGUUUUUCUCUGCCUACCUGGAGACUCUGGGUUUCCUUGUAAGGCACCCGGGUUGCUCCCAACUGGCCUCUGAUAUAUUAAUUUUCUACAAAGUCUCAGGAAGCUCUCAGGGUAUCUAACUUGAAACUCGAGUCCCCCACCCUGGAAUUUGUUCCCAAAUAUGUAACUUACUCAAUUCAAGAGGACGAAGCACACUUAAAAUACGAGCAUCUGUUUCCUUCUUUUAAAAAAUAUUUUAUUUUACUUAUUUAUAUUUAUUUUAUUUAUUCAUAUUUAUUUUAUUUACAUAUUAUUAUGUAUCUAUGUGAGCUCUGUCUGCCUGUGAAGCCAGAAGAGGAGGCUCUCCCCCUGGGUCCUCUGCCAGAGUUCUGAUUGCUUUUAACCACAGAACAAUCUCUCCCUCCCUCUCAGAAUUUUUUCUUUUCUUUUAAGUACAGUUCCCAAAUUAGAAAUAAGUAGUCCCCUGACUCAGGAGAUAUUUGCAUCGGGGGUUUGCAUUGUAAAGAAUAGGUCCUCUUACCCUGAUAUUACUCAGUGUUUUAUAAAGGUGCAAAGAAAGAAAGGCAUGAAAAUCACAACAGAUUCUUCAGGGUCCUGUGUGACUCAGUGGCCCAUGUCUUACUACUUGUAGUUCACAUUUUAAUUGGAGGUUUGUUUUCAAUAAAAAAAUUGGGGCAGUGGGUUGGAGAAGGUAGCUCAGUGUUUAAGAGCGUGCACUGCUCCUGCAGAGAGCCUGUGCUCUCCAGGGGAUGACUUUUUACUUUUUAUCUUGCAGGCUCCUUGGGAUCCUUUUAAACCCAGGGACAUUUGUUACUUUGUCUUCCUUAUAUUUAGACAAAAGUUCAUCAGGUUGUUUUUUUCCAAAACCCCAGUUCUACCGGGCUAUUCUCUGGCCUCUCAUCUAUUUUUGCUCAUUGUUACUGUUAUUGUUUCUUUCCUUCUGCUGUUUGCAGACUUGCUCUUUUUCUGGUUUUUCUAAGCCGCAGGCCAGCUCUGGCUUUGACAUCCUCCUCCGAUGACGUAGGCGUUGGCUGCUUUUCUCUUUCUUCUUCCUGUUGCUCUUGCUGCGUCCAGUCAGGGUUUUGUUUUCCUUUGUUUGAAGAUAUUCUCCAGUUUCAUCUGGGGGGCUUUGACCUGUUGCUUAUUCAGAAUGAUUGCUGUGAAUUCCCACAUACUUUUCAGUUUCCCAGAAUUCCUUCUGCUAUUUUUUUUUUUUUUUGCUUCAUUCCACUGUAGCUGGAGACAAAGAUGCUAUUUUAAUUUUUGUCUGCUAGGAACAUUUUGUCCAUACUCUAUCUCAAGACCACCGUCUCCUUGUUGUUUUUCUGCCUCAGUGUUUCAUUCAUUGAGAUUGACGUUUUCCACCCCCCCACCCCUGUCAACUGUAUCUUUAGGUUGUGUGAUGCUGGGUGGAUAUAUAUUUUAUAAUUGUUUCAUCUUCCUUGUCAGUUGACCAUUUAUUAUUACGUGACAUAAAAACAUCAUAAGAUACACAGAAAAUAUUAUAGGAAAGUAACCCUUCCUUCCUUUCCUAUCGUCCUUGUUGCUUUGUGUCAGGCUAAAUGUUUACUGAGUAUAUGUCCUUCAUGUAGCCCUCAGACAAAUCUUUCCCCAGCUCUGGGCCACCUGUGGCAUGGCUGGAAUUUGCAAGCUGUAGCAUUUUUCUGAGAUGGGUGUUGGGAUUAAAGAGCAGAUGACUGUCAUGGCUAUGGUACCCCGAUGCAGUGAUGGGUCAGCUCUCUGAGGUGCCCAGAGGUCUAGGCUGUUUUACUCAUGGAAACAUAAAUAGUUUUGCUCCUAGAAACAACCAUAAACCUUGGAGAGAGCCCUUUGUCCCAAGGCAGUAUAACCCCAGUCCAAAGAUGUGGGUUCCUCACACGAAAGGUAAUUUAAUGGUCAACUGCCAAAUUAAAUCACCCCGAUUCUCCCCUUUAUCCUUUAAGGAACUCGACUUCUUGUCUCUUUGGGAGGGCCCUUGGGCUAGCAAAAUCAAGACAACUCUAGUAUUUGAGAAAGAACCAGUCAAUGUUCCCACAUCCUUUGUGAUGGUUCCACUGGACACUUCACCAGGUUCGUCCAUAGGUGGUCACUUUUUGUGGGUCUCUUCUGGCCCCAAAGCAAUAUUGGAGUCUGUGUUGUGAGGUGUUAUCACAACAUGGGCUUCUUGCAGGUAGGAGGCAGGACUCUUGUCUAAUGUCCCAAAGCCAAGAGAAUGAUAUUUUAUAGGGAUAAAGCCAAGAGAAUGAUAUUUUAUAGGGAUCUCUGGGAGAUCAGUUAGUGUUACUGGUAGGGACCCAAGAUCUGGGUGGCCCACAGGAGAGUAAGGCUGUCUAGGUUCAUCUGGUAAUUAGUUUGUCAGAAAAGGAAAGAAUUAGAAGAGUCUAGACCACAUGGGUCGGCAUGUUUCCUGGCACUGCGGAGGGGUCUAGGCCUGCGAGGCGGGUAAGCAGGCUGCAAAGUAUUGCAGAGAAUAUGCCUAUCGGGUCUGCGGUGAAGGACUGGAAUGUUCCUUGUAUCCAAAAGAUGUCAGGGGUUUCUAGGAAAGUUGAGACACACGUUAUGGGUCCGAGGCCAACUAUAGCCCUUCCUCAUAUCCAGCAGAGCAGAAAUUAGGAUGUACUAGGGGGAAUCUGGAGUAUCUGGAAGAGAGGGGUACAAAGAAGUUGGUGAUUACUCCUUAGUGAUUCGUAGGAGCUGAGAAGAAGACGACUGGGUGUUUUGAGGCUUGGUGGGCUCUAGAGCUGUGGAGUGAAAUUGUUGGGGAACCUUCUCAAGUCUGGAAAGGUGGACCCAGGAAGAGUUAACAUCAUUUCAUUUUAGGCAGUGUGGGGCGAGUAAGAUGACUUUGUGGGGGCUUUGCUAUUUAGGUGUUACAGGUGAGAUGGAUCUGGAAUGCAUAUUGUGUC